CACAAUGUAACAAACGACGAUCACAUAUUUUGCAAGAGAUAUAUUUUGCAAAUAUACUGCAAAUGAGGUGCUUCCUAAAUAUUUUUAGCUAAAAAUAAUCCCCUCGAUAAUACUAGCAAUUACGUCAAUAAACACAUUUACAAGUCAGAUACGAGUUGCAACUACUUAAUCAGUCAUUAUAAGUCAAGCAAAAAGACAGCAGGACUAUGCCAAAGAAGGGUGAGAAUAGCAAGGCAGUGGAGGCAAAGGCGAGGAAAGCAGAGGCUGCCAAGCAGGUUAAAGAUAAAAAAGAAAAAGCUGCAGAGGACGCGAGUUGGGAAGAUAAUGACAGGAACUUGGCUAGAAAACAAAAUAGAAAGGCAGAAGAAGAAAAGAAGCGACUGGAGAAACUUCAGCGCAAGAAUGAAAGUAAAGCACUUGAAGAACAAGAAAAAGAAUCCAUUGUAGUCAGCAAAACUCCCGCAGUGCAGAAGGUCACACAGGCCCAGAUUGAGGCUGAAAGAGAAAGGCGAGAAGCCGCAGCUAGAAAAUCAGCAAAAAAUAAUGCUUCCAUCCCCAAAGUGGCUCCAUUGGUCGAGAAUCUCAAUCGUUCAACAGCCGUGGAAGAAGCUACUACGGUGGAUGAAGCUUUAAAAAUGUUGACUGUUAGUGAUGACGCCGAUGGAGAUGGGAUUGAUCGUCACCCAGAACGAAGAGUGAAAGCCGCUUACAACGCAUUUGAGGAAGCAAGAUUAUCCAUCCUUAAGGCCGAAAAUCCAAGUUUGCGUCUUACUCAGUUAAAACAAAAGAUAUUUGAGGAAUGGAAAAAGAGCCCGGAUAAUCCCAUGAAUAAGGAUAAGGUUGCUGCUUACAAUUCAAAGUAGAUUAUUUUAUACGAACGUCAAUCGAAGAGUAGCUCUAAUAUCAUGAUAAUGCCUAAGAAUAUAAUGGAUGAAUAAAAUGUCCAUAUGAAUGGAAUAAUUAAUUUUCUGCUAAUAA
Folsomia candida is the source of this 978-nucleotide messenger RNA. Its product is annotated as coiled-coil domain-containing protein 124. Bases 207 to 863 code for a protein of 218 amino acids. Gene Ontology annotation, cellular component: nucleus. The record is from RefSeq and is a predicted model, not a curated record. NCBI's taxonomy places the organism in Eukaryota, Metazoa, Arthropoda, Collembola, Entomobryomorpha, Isotomidae. The transcript has 4 exons. Gene Ontology annotation, biological process: transcription by RNA polymerase II. Gene Ontology annotation, molecular function: transcription coactivator activity.